This is a messenger RNA of Rhodofomes roseus, 431 nucleotides long. RefSeq lists its product as uncharacterized. The record is from RefSeq and is a predicted model, not a curated record. The transcript is spliced from 2 exons. The annotation marks the transcript as partial. Lineage: Eukaryota; Fungi; Basidiomycota; Agaricomycetes; Polyporales; Fomitopsidaceae.
GUGCAUACCGUAGGACCGCGAGCGCCCGAAAAUGCAUAUAAGGCCAGCCAAAUCUCGCGGAUUCCUCAGUAUCAUCUUCAUUGCACACGCAUACGCAAGCAUGUCUGCAUCCGCUACUGCUGCUCUUUGCUCCGCCCUAGCUGGUCUAGGGUUCUCCUCUCCUGCCCUCGGUGCCAUGUACUCGCUGGCCGAGUACAACCGCUACGCCAGUUGUGAGGCACACAAGGUGUCCGACUUGUGUCACGGUGGCUCGAGGGUUCGGGAAGGAAGUGCGCUUCCUUCGCCUUCGGCGGAAUGCAUAGUCUAUCCUCGUAUGAAGUAAGUGGCGAUCGCAUAUAGCAAAGUGCCUUCUCUGACAACACUCCCCCGAACAGAGCUCGCGCCAGAAAGGCCUCCUACCUUGGUAUGGAGGUCGGCGACGAGAACGAGGA